This is a messenger RNA of Melopsittacus undulatus (budgerigar), 1332 nucleotides long. RefSeq names its product heterogeneous nuclear ribonucleoprotein A1 (gene HNRNPA1). Bases 81 to 1136 code for a protein of 351 amino acids. Gene Ontology annotation, molecular function: mRNA 3'-UTR binding. Gene Ontology annotation, biological process: mRNA splicing, via spliceosome. The transcript has 10 exons. The record is from RefSeq and is a predicted model, not a curated record. Gene Ontology annotation, cellular component: catalytic step 2 spliceosome. NCBI's taxonomy places the organism in Eukaryota, Metazoa, Chordata, Aves, Psittaciformes, Psittaculidae.
GGCGGCGGCGCUGCGCUCGCUCGGCCCCUUUCUGAGCCGGCGCCUCACGGAGGGAGCAUCGCGGAGCCGCCGCCGCCGCCAUGUCCAAGGCCGAGUCUCCAAAGGAGCCCGAGCAGCUCCGGAAGCUCUUCAUUGGCGGCCUCAGCUUCGAAACCACAGACGAGAGCCUGCGCAGCCACUUCGAGCAAUGGGGCACCCUGACCGACUGCGUGGUGAUGAGGGACCCGAACACGAAGCGCUCCCGAGGCUUUGGCUUCGUCACGUACUCCUCGGUGGAAGAGGUGGACGCAGCCAUGAACGCCCGACCCCACAAAGUGGACGGCAGAGUCGUUGAACCAAAGAGAGCCGUGUCCAGAGAGGAUUCCCAGCGGCCUGGCGCUCACCUGACGGUCAAGAAGAUCUUCGUGGGGGGCAUCAAGGAGGACACGGAGGAGCAUCACCUGCGGGACUACUUCGGGCAGUACGGCAAGAUCGAGGUCAUCGAGAUCAUGACCGACCGCGGCAGCGGCAAGAAGCGCGGCUUUGCCUUCGUCACCUUCGACGACCAUGACUCUGUCGACAAGAUCGUCAUCCAGAAGUACCACACUGUGAACGGGCACAACUGCGAGGUGAGGAAAGCCCUUUCCAAGCAGGAGAUGGCCAGUGCCUCAGCCAGCCAGCGAGGCCGCAGCGGCUCCGGGAACUUCGGUGGUGGUGGUGGCCGCGGUGGUGGCUUCGGUGCCAAUGACAACUUCAACCGCGGUGGCAACUUCGGUGGUCGGGGUUAUGGUGGCAGCGGCCCCGGUUACUCCGGUGGCGGUGGCGGCGGCGGCGGUGGCGGUAACCGGGGCUACGGCGGCGGCAGCAGCACCUACGAUGGCUACAACAACGGGGGGGGGGGAUUCGGUGGCAGCGGGGGCCGGCGGCCGGCAAGGGGCCCAGCACUGGCUGUGAGGAACGGGCUGUCCGAGGCAGGCACAGGCAGUAACUUCGGUGGGGGGGGCAGCUACAAUGACUUCGGCAGUUACAACAACCAGGCCCCCAACUUCGGGCCCAUGAAGGGAGGCAACUUCGGGGGCAGGAGCUCGGGGCCCUACGGCGGAGGUGGUUACGGGAGCUCGAGCGGCGGCGGCAGCUACGGGGGGAGGAGGUUUUAACCCCCCCCCUCCCCAGGACCCAACCUUAGUGGGAGAGCCGAGGCACAGAAGGGACAGGGAAGCCGCAGAUCCCCCCCAUGUUGGGGGGGGCCCCCCCCUUUAACAGCAGUUUAAAAGGGGGGGGUCCCCCCACAUCGAAGCCACCCCAAUGUCCUUUGUUGUGUCCUUGCACCCCAGGACUGUGUUUGUGACUCAU